AUGUCUAAAAAAAAUAGUACGCGGAGAUCACCAAGCAGUUUUAUACUUUAUAAAAACGAAAAUAAAUUUAAUCCUUCAGUUGCAAAACAAAACUACGAAAAUGUGGCUAAAGAAGUUCGUAGAGCUUAUGAAAGACGAGCAGAAAUGAUGCGAUUAAAUACUACAUCUAUAUUUAUUAAUCUAGGAAAAAAAGAUUUUAUUAAUGCAUCGAAUUUUCCGAACGAACAGACCACAUAUGUGCAACGGCCCCUACCAAUAGUGACUCAAAACGAUCAAUCAGAAUUAAAAUUAAUGAAUCAUGGUAAGACUGCGUCUCAUUUGAUUCAAGUGUUGAUGAAGUUUAUACAAUAUUUUAACUCACGUUACACAGGAUUAGUAACUCAAAAUGAUAUUACCGAAGAGUCAAUAUCGUUUACGCAAUCGUAUGAAUCCAUUGAUCAUAUUACGGAUGGAUUAGCAUCUACUGCUCCUAAGGAUGAAACUACACCCGAUUUCGAUCAAUUCACUGAAAAAUCAAUGGCUCUCGUAGUAUCGCCUUCUGACAAUUAUUUUGCAUCCUAUUUCGAUCCUUUCACUGAAGAAUCAGUGGCUCUCGUAGAAUCGCCUUCUGACCGUUAUUUUGCACCCUUUGACGAUUAUUUUUCUCCUGAACGACAUCAUAUCCCUAUAUUCGGAAUCUGCAACCAAAAUUUCUUGGAAUUUACGGAUCUUAAUAACAGCGCAUACACAACUUACAUUGAGACACAGACUGAAAAAACCAAUUAG
Messenger RNA from Dentiscutata heterogama, 765 nucleotides. NCBI's taxonomy places the organism in Eukaryota, Fungi, Glomeromycota, Glomeromycetes, Diversisporales, Gigasporaceae. The record is from the annotation of a GenBank genome assembly.